Messenger RNA from Radiomyces spectabilis, 639 nucleotides. RefSeq lists its product as uncharacterized. The transcript has 2 exons. The coding region runs from base 1 to 639 and encodes 212 amino acids. The record is from RefSeq and is a predicted model, not a curated record. Lineage: Eukaryota; Fungi; Mucoromycota; Mucoromycetes; Mucorales; Radiomycetaceae.
AUGGAACGUUUAAACAAACUUACUUUAAAUAUAGAGUGUGCCGAUGAUGCCAUGGUUGAGGCCGCUCCCACUUUUAUGAAAACGGUUGACAAUGUCAUCUCGUUUCUCAAGCGCAACGCCAUGAGCCGUAUCGAAAGCCGUGAUUACGUGCGCAAACUUACUCUCUUGAAGAUCACUGUUCAAGAGAAGGUUGACGCGGCCACUUUGAACGUUGACGCUCCGUUCGUGGCUUACUCCGUCCCUUCCUCUGCCUCUUCUGUGUCCUUGGCCGCUGCCCUCUCCCGUGCCCUUUCUCCUGUCCCUUAUUCCGUCCCUUUGCCUGGUGUCCCUUUGGCCAGUGCUCCUUCUUCUGUCCCUUCUUUUGUCCCGCCAUCUUUUGCGUUUGCUGGUGUUCCUUCGGCUGGCGUGUCCUCUGUGGCUGGUGCCACUACUUGUGCUCCGUUCGAUGUGCCGGCUUCGGUUUCUUCUGUUGACGCCGCUUCUCCUGGUGUGUGUUUGGCUGGUGCCACUUCGUCUGCUCCUUUCGUUGCGCCUCCGCCCUUCCCUUUCGUUGCUGUGUCCUCGGCCGAUUCUGGCCCAUUUGACCCACAAAUGACAGUCAUUGGCGUUUGUCUCUCGGGAAGACCAGCCUAUCUUUGA